Brenthis ino (lesser marbled fritillary) is the source of this 4647-nucleotide messenger RNA. The record is from the annotation of a GenBank genome assembly. Lineage: Eukaryota; Metazoa; Arthropoda; Insecta; Lepidoptera; Nymphalidae.
AUGAUGCGGCGAGGUCAUACAGGAAUAGGUGGAUGGCGCAAUGAAAAUCCGAGGCAUUUUAGGCCUCGAAACGGCGGUAAUCCACAUUUCAGGACAUCCAGAAACUUUAGACUAUUGGAUACACCAAGAUUCCCGCCACCGAGUUCAAGGUCAAUACGACCACAGUUUCAUACUCAUUCUGAAAAUCAAGAACAAAACAUAAGUGAUCAUUCAGAUAGAAAUAGAUAUAGAAUUAAUAGACACAAUCGACACAAUGAUUACCAGAAAAAACAUCAUCAUGGUGAAAGACAAAUUUUACCAAUGUUGCAACAAUCUAGACAUAGCAUUGAUAAUCACAGAAACACUUUUUCUGAUUCAUCGAACUGUUACGAAAACAAUGCUAUACAUGUUAAUAGCAUGGGUGAUGUGGACCAUCGUCAAUUCAAUACUCAUAUGAGAGAACCUUAUAGACAAGGUCCCUUCAUAAAUCCAUGGGAGCCAGACACUAAUAUACAACAACCUAUUGAAAGGUCUCACAAUAAACCCCAUAGUUCAGAAGGAGACGUAUAUAAAGCAUCAGCUUAUACUGGACACAGACCACCAGCGUCUGAUCACUAUGGCUGUAAUCCUACACAUUCAUUUUCAACGAGUGACAACUCUCGCACCUUUAGUCGCUCUGUAGAUGAUACUGUUGAUAUUGUAAGAAGGAGAUUGCUAAACCGCAAUGAAGUUCAAAGUGUAUCAGAAAAUUAUGAUAAUAAUCAAAAUACUACUGAUUUUGAAAAUCAAAGACUAACAGACUGUACACCAACAGACUGUUUACCAAAUAAUCAGCAAGAACAGCCAACAAAAAAAAGAUAUCAAAAACAAAAACACAUUGAAAAGUCCAAUUGUGCUAAAAUCAAAAAUAAAAUUGUGCAUCAGCUAUUCAAGAUGGAUAAAGAGAAAAUUCAUAAGCUCAUGGACAAUCCAAAUUCUUCUCAUAAAUUUGAAUAUGCUAUCAGCAGUCUUAUAACAGAAUCGCAGAAUAGCUUUAACAAGCACUUAAGGUCAGCUGCUGAAAAGUCUCUCUGUAGUACAAGUGCAGAGUUUAUGCAAAACGAUAAUAACACCAUAUAUGAAGACACAUUUCUAAAACAAAUGCAAUGUAUUCUUGAUCCACAAGAUACAGUAUUCCUUGAAGAUAUAAAACCAAUUGUAAUGGCAGAGUUAACUAAAGUUUUGCAAAUUGAUGAACUGGAACAAAAAUUCAAUGUAAGUGAAGAUGAGCAAUUAUAUGUACAUUCAGAAAAUACUCAUACUUAUAACCAAUAUCCAAACCAGAGUUAUAAUCAAUAUGGCUAUGAAGACUAUCCUCAAAGUAGUACAUAUUCACAUAAUUUAUCACAUACACGAAAUACAAGACCUAAAAGUGCUGAGGGCAUUGCUGACAGUAAUAUCUCAUAUGAAAACAAUAAACAAAACUAUGAUGCGUCUCAACCUAUUUUUCACAGACAACCAAGAAGUAAAAGCUAUAAUUACCAUGAAGUGAGUACAUCGUCUGUAAAUGAAUUUUACCAUAGACCUCAUCAUGACAGUGAAUCUGUGGAAGAUGUAAAGAGGACAGCACAAGAACAAUAUUUUAAUACAAAUACUGAGCAAAUAUCAGAAGAGGAUGACCCAUUUGCAGAAUUAGAUCAGCAAUAUCAUGUUGCCGUUGAUCAUGAUUUUAUAGAAAAUGAUGAUAUUCCUAUUCCUAAUCAGAGUAAUACAUAUAAUAUAGACUCAAAUAUUAUAAAAAAUGAAUUAAAAGUUGAACCUGACUCACCAGAUAAAAGCUCUAAAAUCAUGGUUGAUAUUAUUGACAGUCAGUUACAAGAUACUGCUAAAUCACCUCUAAAAUCAUUUCUCACAGCAAACACAUGUACCUCUGAAAAUUCGAAAAAUGACAGGAUGAAAGCAAUAUCAGAUAUAUCAAAUUCUAGUAACUUGCUAUUACAAGAUAAAGAUAUCAACAGUGUACAUGAAGAUAGAAAUGAAAAGUUUCAUUCUGAUUCUAAAGACAUGACUAAAGAUGGGGACAAAAAUGAUAACCCCGCAUAUACAUUAAAGUCUUCUACAUCAUUAAAUUCCCGUAAAAGAUCCAUCGAUCAAAGACCUUCUCACAGGAAAGAGAAGCGGAAAAAAGUGGAAUCAUGUCAAUCUGAAUCAGUUUUGAAUAAAAAUAUUAUUAUAAAUGUAAAUGAUUGUGCGUCUAAGGCCUCAGAAAAGUGUGAAGCACCAAAGUCAAUAUUUAAUUUAUUUUUUUCUAAAGAAGAAAAUAAAACUGCAUCCAAGGAUAAUAAAAAAGUCGUUUCAAAUGAUAAAAAUUAUACAGAAAAGCAUGUAAAAAGAAAAGAAACUCCUAAAAAGCCAACCAACAUAAAAAAUAGAAAAGACUCCACUUCGAGUCAACCCACAAGCCCCACUGAAAAUAACUCAAAUAAUAGUAAUCAAACUCCAACAAAACAAGACUCAAAGAUAACGCUUAAAACAAUAGAUAUGUUUACUGAACAACCACGAAAAAUAAAUGUUAAUCGUCAUCACGCCCAUAGGAAUACCGCUCUUAUACCAAGUGGAGUUCCAAAAAUUGGCAUUGAAAAGACAGAAAAACCAAAGGUACCCUUUUCCCGACAGAUAAUUAAAAGACAUGUUGCUGUUCAAGUCUUUAAAAAAUAUCCCUCGAAAGUAACACAAACUGAGCGAAAAAAAUUUGCUACUAAAGCUGUACAAACAGAUUUAAUUGUAUCUGAAAAGCCUGGUAUCAAAUCAAAUGACGCAUUUGAAAGAAUGAAAGAAAUCGAUCUAGAGAUACAAGUUUUGCUCCAAGAGAAGUUUAAAUUAUAUAACUCAAUCGAAGCCAAGGAAUCUGGUACAAAUUCGAUGCAAACAUUGGGAAUGACAGUAUUAAAUGUAAACCCAUUUGAUGAAGAAAAUGAAAUUACAUCAGAUGUUCUAGCCGAGGACACUAUAGUUGACGAUUUUACAAAUAUACCAGUAGAAGAACUUGAGAAAAUAGCCCUGGAAAGCGUUAGUCAUGAGCAAAUAAACGAAACACCAAAAUUGGAAAAAAGAGGUCGUCGCCGAAAAAUUUCAAGAAAUGACUCUAUUAAAUCAGCAAGCCCUGUGUCAGUCGGCAGGAGAAAAAACAGUAAACCUAAGUCACCAAAUAUAUCACUGAUAGAACAAAUUAUUACUGAUGACAGACCACUAGAAGAUAUAAUAUCUUUAGAUGAUUUAGAAGUACCACAGAUCAAAACAAAGAGUAAAACUCAAAAGAAACAAACUGCGAGGAAAAGAAGUCAUUGUAAAAGAUCUCCCGCAACUAAUAUUGAAAUGAAGGAUUGCUCAGUUGUGUUAAUGAGAAUUGAUUGCAGUCAGUAUAUUAAUCGUACGCAAUCUCAUGAAGUUGAAGCAGAAUCUGUCGAAGAAGAUGAGUCAAACAAAAAAGAUGAAAACACGAUAAAUGUAACAAUAGAAACAGAAAGACAAACAUCCAUAAAGCAUGAUGAAAAUAUUUUUGUGGAAAGUGUUGUUAACGAUUUAGAUAUUGAUAUGUUAGAUGUGUCAGAGGACAUUGUAGUGGGUGACAGCUGCGAAGUUAAAAGCUUAGAAGAUAAGGAAGCUAUUGAAUCGGUACCUGUGCCAAUUAGUGAAGAAAUUAUCUUAGAUAACAGUCAAUCAUCUUUGGAAGAGGCGUUGCCAGUUAUGAGUCAAGGCGAUGAAUGCAAAGUGUACGAUUACUCCGCAGAUGAAAACUUGCGUCGCGAUUCUGUGGUCGUGUCAGGCAAUGCUGAUGCAGUUCUAGCCAUAGAGUGUGUGGAAACAAACUUCCUAGCGGCGUGUUUAGACGGCAACGUCUAUUACUUUAACAGUGAAGGGCAGCUUAUCACGACCUUGCGGGGGUCGAACCUUGCUGUGACAUGUUUGACCAUCGUCAAGGAAAAACAUGGAACAACUGUGUAUACAGGAUCAUUGGAUUCUCGAAUACGCUAUUAUGAUUUGGAGACUGGCUUAGAAAAGGGACCCGAGUGUAAUGUUUUAAGUCCAAUACAAACUAUGGAUAGGGCGUGGGACACCGUGUUUGUGGGCACGCGGACCGGUUUUGUGUUGCAGUUUGAAUGCAAGAACAACAUGUUAAUACCGGUCAGUUCAGUGAAGUUUUCGGACCAAUCAAUUCUGGCCCUUAGAGCUAUGAAGGAGGGGCCACGUAAAGUCCUCCUCGUGGCUGCCAGAUCUGAGAAUGUAACCAUAAAAGACGCACAAACUGGUCUUUUACUAAGAACUCUAGCUGGUCCCAAGAUGACUGUAUAUACACUGCUGUACGAAGAUGGGAAGGUGUACUGUGGGACCAGCAAUCAUCAAAUACAUGUAUUUGAUUAUACAAGCGGUAGUCACGUGGGCACACAUGAGGGCGGUAAGGGCGCGGUGUGCCUGCGCGCCACCGGAGGCCUACUGUUCGCGGGCUGCUACGACGGCUGCGUGUAUGUGUACAGGGAGGGCGAAGGGCAGCCCUUCGCGCAGAUACGGGGGCCUAGCCUCAUGUUGCUCUCUUUGGCUGUCGUCGGUAGUAAGAUUAUCGCUGGUUAUAAAGACAGAAGUUUGUACAUAUGGAAGAUACCACUAUGUAUUUUACAAGAAAUGAUUCUA